Molecule: messenger RNA, 2246 nt
Organism: Hyalella azteca
Lineage: Eukaryota; Metazoa; Arthropoda; Malacostraca; Amphipoda; Hyalellidae
Product: zinc finger protein 142-like
Exons: 3
Coding region: 93-1289 (398 amino acids)
Biological process (GO): regulation of transcription by RNA polymerase II
Cellular component (GO): nucleus
Molecular function (GO): RNA polymerase II transcription regulatory region sequence-specific DNA binding; DNA-binding transcription factor activity, RNA polymerase II-specific
Source: RefSeq, a predicted model, not a curated record
CCUACUUGGUUUAAGUUGGUUAUUGCUGGAUAUCUUAUUGCUUCUAGGGUGUCUCAGGAAACCUCAAACUUAUAUACCCCCACAUUAAUCUCAUGGCGUACAAUAUAAAAGAGUGCAGAGUUGUUCUGCACCAGCUCUCAGAUGCUGCAGUCAGGAGUGGCUGGUGCCCUGAGCAGAGCCUCAUUCAAGCAGCAACUGACGUGUGCAAACUCAAGCCUGAAGUAAUGGAGGGCAGCAGCUCAUCCCUACCCUCCAUCAUGACAGUUUACAUCAAAGAGGAGCCUGAAGAUGAGGGAGAGGACAUAACUGUGAAGGAUGAACCACUUUGCUGUGAAGAAUAUGAGGGUGCCAUGCCGUGCGGUGCCCCGGCCACCAUUGGUCAGGAAAAUAUUUCUCCAGUACCCAAUGGAGCAGCUUUAGUCCAGGAAGUUCUUUCUGGUCAGCCUGUGGCUGAGUUCAAGUCAUCCAACUUGGCCAACAAUGGCCAUGCAAGAUUAGCAAAGAAAUUGCCCAAGGUUCCCCCAUCCACUGAUUCAUUACAUACAGAUGUUCCUUUCAAUGCCCAACAAAUCUACAAACAAAGUUUUCGACCUGCAUUAAACUGCAAGUUAUGCGACUAUGUUACUAAUACAAAAGACAAUCUCAAUAGUCACCUGGUUUCUAAACAUGGUUUGAGGAAAGACUUGAAAUGCAAGUUGUGUGAUUAUGUUGCUGGCAAAAAAUGCUAUCUCAGAAUGCAUAUGUUCUCUAUACAUUGCAUAGGAGAAGGUGUGGAAUGUGACCUAUGCGACUAUGUUGCGGCUAGAAAGGAAGCUCUCAAACAUCACCUGUUUUCCAAACAUGGUUUAGGGGAAGGAUUAAAAUGUGAAUUAUGUGACUAUGCCACUCGUAGAAAAUAUCUUCUUAGUAAGCACCUUUUUUCUAAACAUGGUUUGGGUAUGGGAAUCAAUUGUAAGUUGUGUGAUUAUGUUACUAUUAACAAAUCUCAUCUCAGUGUGCACAAUUUUUCAAAGCAUGGUUUGGGGGAGGGGUUAAAAUGCAAGUUAUGUGAUUAUUCUACUCUUGAAAAAUAUUCUUUGAAUAUUCACAUGGUUUCUAAACAUGGUUUAGGUAAAGGAUUCAAAUGCAAGUUGUGUGAUUAUAGCAACUGUAGAAAAAGUGUUCUUGAUAUGCACAUGUUUUCUAAACACGGUUUAGGGAACGGCUUCAGAUGUGAGUUAUGUGAUUAUGUCGUUGGUGAGAAAAGGUAUCUCAAUAAGCACUUGAAAUCUAAACAUGUUUUGGCUUAGGAAAAGUUGUGCUACUAUGUCUGCUUACAAUCUAAUCUAAACCAAGUUGAGGGGUUUUGGUUAAAUUCAGUUAAUUAGUGUAUUUGCUGAAAAAUAUACCUAUUGAAUAUACAUUAGCUGAAAAAUAUACCUAUUGAAUGCAUUCAGAUUUAGGACGAUUAUUUAGUGAAAGGGUUCCAUAUUGAGUUUAGUUACAAUGCCACAAUCAAAUAUGAAUAAGUCUCCCAAUCCAUACACCUUCCACAUCAAGAAAUCAAGGAGGUCUUGAUGCUUAGUGUUCAGGUCUGUCUUCUCAUUAUUUUUUUUUUAUUACAUAAGAUUCAAAUGGGAUAAUAUGGGAUAGUAUUGUGCAUCAAUUUUACAUUUAAUACAGUUGGUAAUAUAAUGUUUAUGUUUUCGUGUAUAAAUUAGCGUUGGCAGAAGGGCCUGUCGAGUGAUAAACUUGUUGGUAGCAACGAUGUGAUCUGCCGCUAUAAUUACUGUAAUUGUGGAUUGAAGAUGAAAUUCACCUGCUUGUAUGUUGGUCAGGUUUGUGAUAUUGCUCUUUAAAUGUAAAUUUUGGGCACACCGAUAAUGUUUGAAUUAGGUACUCCUCAAUGGUGGCUAUGAGAGAUUUUUUGUUGAUUUGAGCUUUUGUUGUCUCCAAUAAUAACAGAAAUGGCAUGAGUCACAGUUUGAAAGAGUUGCUGUGGAAUGCACUAAAAUCUCUGGAAGGUCUAUUUAAUGCAUUUAUUAUUUUCCUGAAAAAGAUUUUCAAUACCUUUAUCCCUUUUACAUUAAUAGCAAGUGCUUGAAGGCAGCACUUAAUUUACCAUUCAGUAUACAUGCUUUGGAUUGGUGAACUCGAACAAACUUGAGCAGGAAACUUGAAUGACAAUUUGAUUGCUCAUUAGCUCUGUGCUGUUCUUCCUUGAGCAAUGCGGUCUGUUUUAAUUUUUACAUUUUGCAACAACCUUA